Molecule: messenger RNA, 2616 nt
Organism: Nymphalis io (European peacock)
Lineage: Eukaryota; Metazoa; Arthropoda; Insecta; Lepidoptera; Nymphalidae
Product: protein eva-1 homolog C-like
Exons: 8
Coding region: 404-1846 (480 amino acids)
Molecular function (GO): carbohydrate binding
Source: RefSeq, a predicted model, not a curated record
AGUUGGACGUUUGGCGCGAGAGUGGGCACACGCUCGCUGUAAACAGAUAAAUAAUACCACGCGGUCAAACCCACGUGGCUGGUAAUUGAGACAUGUCGCGUGCGCAUUCAGCCUAAUGAACUAUCGUUAAUUGGCUUAAAAAUUUUAUGGUUUGGAUUACGUGACCGUCAAUGGAUAAAAACUUUUAUAAAAUACGUUUUUUUUUUGUUUUGUUAUUUUUUUUUCGGCAUUUAACGUUAAAGCCAUAUAAUGUAUGUUCUAAAAUCGAAUAACGAUAUAUAAAUUUAAUUACCUGUUUUUAUCGAUCGAUAAAUAGUGUAAAAUUUUUGUUUGUUUUCAAUUAAAGUCAGUGACAGUUGAUUAAAUAUCUAAUGUCUUGUCUCGUAACGGUUAUUUUUUAAACAUGGAUAUAUCUAUAGCUCUGGUUUUCGGCUUUCUAGUGUUACCCGGCCCUUCCUGUACGAACUCCGAUAAUCUAGCAUUAUUGACUGGUACUCUCAAGACGACUCAACGAGCUGCAUGUGACGAUGAAAUGGUAUCACUGUCCUGUCCUCCUGGUACCUCUAUCAAUAUUCAAGUUGCUCAGUACGGUAAAGCGGCGCCUGGAGGGCACGGUUGUGUUGCAAUCAAAUCAAAUGUCGAUUCAAAUGGUUUAGCUGACGAGGAAAAGUGUUUAUGGCCUAAUACUAUGCAGUAUUCACUGCUGCAAACGGUGGUCGAGGCAUGUCAGAAGAAGCCACAGUGUAAGUUCAGCACUAAGUCGAAACCGGAGUUGAUUGACCCCUGUCCGCGUGCAAGGAAGUUUGUGGAAGUUGCAUAUAAGUGCAGACCUUCCGAGUUCCGCAGCCGCACGGGAUGUGAAGAUGAAGUGGUCAAGUUGAGCUGUAACGCGCAUUCCCGAGUUGCGAUAUUCAACGCUGAAUUCGGAAGAGCUCCUUACGAAACGAUGAACUGCCCUCAGUACCAAGACAAUAUUGCUGAGAAAUGCUUCGCUCCGUACGCUUUGAAAACAGUUAUGCAGAUCUGUCACGGUAAACGAUGGUGCCAAAUCGUGGCAAACAACAGAACGUUUGGAUCUCCUUGCAAGCCAAGCCCGAGGAAUUAUCUUAAAGUUGUUUAUGCUUGCGUUCCUCUAGGAGUCCUUAUAGAGAAGUAUGAAAGUCCUAUCGAAGAGGAUGAAGCAGUGAACAAUUACAAUUCAAGUCGAAGUGGUGGACUUUUUGAUGAAUCAGAUAUCGGUGAAAACUGGAGGGAGCCGAAUAUACCAAUUUCUAAUCCAGCCUUGCAAUCACCGAUAGAUGUCGACAAUGUGCCGUCUUCUAGAAACACCGAAGAAACUUCCAUACAUAUAUUAGUAUCAAAUAUGGAUACCGAGAAAGAAUCAUCUUUAGUAAAGGAGUCGUCACACUACUCAUCGAACAUGAAAUUCCUUAUCUACAUAAGUAUUGGGAUUUUAGUAAUCCUUAUUUUGGUUGCAUUGCUGUUCGUUAUUCGUUAUUACAAAAACAGGGAAAGGGAUAGAAAUUCUAAAAACGGUGACAUGUUCACAACCGAAGCACCGAACGUUUUCAAUGACGCAGCAUCGGAUAUAGACGAUGUUGACGUGAGUCACAUUUCUGGAACAUUCUACGAUCCAUUGCAUCCAGAUAUGAUUUUAUAUAGAGAUGGUCAAACGAAAACAGCACUGAGAGCUAUGAAACCUCUCUCCACUAUAUAUCCUUGUGCGGGCGCCAGUAUGUAUGGCAAUGUUGAUUACGCACCGUCACAUUCGCGUGAAACGAGAUUUAUGACGAAAGAAAUAGACCCUGAUAUCAAGUUGAAUCCAAACUUUGGCUGGAUAUACUAGUUCUCGUUUCGAAUGAAAUUUUAUCAAACUUUAAGACACUUCCAGGACAUAAUGACUUUGAUCUUAGUGAUGACGUAAGUGCUUAUAAAGCAAAAUUAUUUAUAUGAAUUAUUUUUAAAUGGAUGGCAAUUCAAGUUGAUUUUAUCGCAUUAUGUAGAAAACAAGUUAAAAGGCAGUGCUAUGAUAAGUACGAAUUAUGAUAAGACUAAGUACCUAUAGUAUAGUAUAUUUGUUGUAAUCACAUCAAUCCACGCUAUAAAUGCAAAUAUUUUGGCCAAAUUUAUAUUAUGUACUUUAUGCAAUAAUUUUUUUUAUUAAACUUGUAUUAAUAGUUUUAAAUUCUGUACAUUUAUUGAAAUAUAAGAGCUAAGAGUUGUUAAUUCAUUUAUCCCCUAAAUAAAGUUGUAAGACAGUAUAUUAUGUAUAAAAUAUUAUUUAAGACAAAAUCAAAAAUAAAACCCAUUAUAUUGUGUAUCUUUAAAAAUUGUUAUAUGUUUCUUUUCCCUCAGAUUUAAGCAAUAUAGCGGCAUAGUUAUGUAAAUAAUGUAAAUAACUCCAAUUUUAUAUAUUUGAAUAAUUUUUUUUUCACGCAUAAAGGUGCAGCCACACUCGCACGCGCACGAAUUCAGCAUACGAAAUCUUUCGUGAAUAUGUUCCUAUACAAAUACAUCUUAUACACCUCCACGUGUGCAUGUGUGAACAGGUCUUAGCGUGGAAAAACGAUUAGUUCAGAGUUUUGGCGCUUAUUAAAUAUUCACUAUAAACAUCUA